This is a messenger RNA of Trichomonas vaginalis G3, 2046 nucleotides long. RefSeq names its product protein of unknown function, DUF4106 family. The record is from RefSeq and is a predicted model, not a curated record. NCBI's taxonomy places the organism in Eukaryota, Parabasalia, Trichomonadida, Trichomonadidae. The annotation marks the transcript as partial. The transcript has a single exon.
AUGCCACGUAAGCUACGUAAGAAUAUACGUAAGAGGAAGAGAGCAUUGAAACAUCCAAUAGUAAAACUGACACCACAACAACAGUUGCAACAACAAAUGCUGAAUGACCCCACUAUGUUGCAACAAAUGUCAAGCAACCCUAUGCUCUUAAACCGAGUUCUUGGUGCACAGAGUGGAGGUUUAAGAGCGGCACUUUUAGCGAAAAUGGCAGGCUAUGGUGGAGCUGCAGACGGAACAGCUUAUAACCCUCAAAGUCAAAUGAAUUUGAGUUCACUCAAAAAUCAAAUAUCAGAUGUCAAAAAGUCAAACAUAGACAUACAGAAACAAAUAAGUGAAAACGAAAAGAAACUAGAAUAUGACAGACACACAAAGAAACUCAAUGAGUUAAACGUAGAGAAAAAGAAGAAAGAAGAACAACUGAAAGAACUAAGUACAGAGGAAUAUGCGAAAAAAGUGUCAGAAAAAGCAGCAGAAGUAGCAAAAAUGGAACAAGAUGUUAUAAAUUUGAAAAACCAUACUACUCAAUAUAAAGUACUGAAAGAUGAAGAGAUAAAACAAAAAGCCCUGAAGACAUAUAUGGAUAGCGAUGAGUAUAAAAAAGAAGUUGAAGCAAAUGUAAAGGCAGAAAAACUUUUACAGUUGCAAAACCAAACCGUACAGUAUGAAAACUUAGCACAAGAAAGUAAAAAUAACGACGCAGCCAUGCAAAAGGCAAUGAAAAGCGCAGAAUAUAUAAAAGCUAACAAUGACUGGUUAGAUGCCCAAGCCAACGCUAAAGCAGCCCAGCUUAUAGGGUCAAUAAGGACAAAAAUACAAGCGGAUGAAGACAGUUCAAAUGAAGCUUUAACAAAUGCUGACUUUAAGAACGCCUUCGAAGCUCUUCAUAGUAAGGUGAAACAAGUGAACGACUUCUCAUCUGGAAAGAAACUGAAGUCUGAAGGUUUCGACAAAGAGUUAAAAGAAGUAGCACAAAAUAUGACGAAAAUAACAGAUGCAGCAACGAGACAGGCAGUUCAAAGUGCCUAUGACGCCGUUAGAGCAACUGUUGUGGAAAGUCAAGAAAAAGAGUUACAACAGACCAAAACAGACCUAGUAAAUGCUUUCUUAAAAACGAAAAGUCAGGUAGGACAUUAUGCUGCAGAUGGAACAUAUGUGCCAGCUGGUGGAACUUAUAUACCAGCUGGUGGAACUUAUAUACUAGCUAGUGGAACCUAUAUACCACCAAACCCUCCAAGAGAAGCACCUGCACCAGGACUACCUAAAACAUUUACAUCGUCACAUGGACACAGACACAGGCAUGCACCACAACCAACAGUUCAAAACCCUGCACCAAAACCAACACAACAACCAACAGUUCAAAACCCUGCACCACAACCAACAGUUCAAAACACUGCACCACAACAACCACCUCCACAACCAGCACCACAACCAACAGUUCAAAACCCUGCACAACAACAACCACAAACAGAGCAAGGACAUAAAAGAAGUAGAGAACAAGGAAACCAAGAUUUCUUAAAAAUGCUUAAAGAAGACUAUGGUUACCCAGAUACUCUUGACUUUAGUGACAGAUAUAAAGAAGCUAUUAGAAAGUUCAAGGAAGGAAAUACUGACCCGAACCUAUUUAGCUUUAUGGUUCAGCACCAAAUGGGAUAUAAUUUCAAACCUGGAAAAUACAAGCUCGCUAAGGGAUAUGAUUUAAUAGCAUAUCAUCCAAAUGACAUGAACGAAUUUACUCCGAGAUAUUUGGUGUCAGAGCUAAAUGACAAUUCAACUAUCUUCAUGAAACGCGUAAAAAAUAAAGACGGAACGAAAGAAGAAAGGGUUAUGAAUGCGGAUGACUUAAAUAGGGAACUUGUUAAAAACGGUCUCGGAAUAUAUGAAAUGCCAGCAGAUGAGGUACAAGAAACUCCACAGGAAGAAGUUCAGAUACAACCAGACAUGGAAGAAAUAGUUCAGCAACAACAGCUAGAAGAGCCUGAAGGAAACGAACAAGUCCCUCCUUUGGAAACUAACUUCACAGAACUAGAUGAAGAUUUGGAACAGCCG